This is a messenger RNA of Callithrix jacchus (white-tufted-ear marmoset), 639 nucleotides long. The record is from RefSeq and is a predicted model, not a curated record. Lineage: Eukaryota; Metazoa; Chordata; Mammalia; Primates; Cebidae.
AUGGCCGGCCCAGUGUGGAUGUUGCUGCUGCUGCUGGGGUCCUUGGCGGAGGACAGGCCGUGGAAGAAGCAGGUGUACCUGUCCCACAAGGUGGGCGUCAGGGAGGAAUGCAGGAGCAACGAGGAGUGCCAGAGCACCUGCUGUACCACCAACAGCCUGGACCCCAGCAAGCACUGCAACCCCAAGACCAUCCUACUGAGGUGCCUGCUCUGGCGGAAGCCCAACGGGUACAGCUGCUUCCGCAGCAACUAUAGUCCUCAGAAGUUCUGCAUGCAGACCAUCUUCCUUCAGUGCGUGCCCCGGCGCAAGCCAGACGGCGACUUCUGCAGCAGCCACAGCGACCGUAAGAGCCAGUGCUGCAUCCAGCUGAGGGAGGACAGUCCCCACCGCUGCAUCCGCUGCUCCGUGAUCCUGGCCCGGUGCCUGCCCCUGCUGAGUCUGGAAGUGCCUCCCCGGCUGUGCGGGCACAGACUCGGCCUCCUGGUGCUCCCCGGCCUGCCGUGUCCAUCCUCUGCUAAGGCCAUCCCGUUCCACAGCCCUGAGACAGCAGCACCUCGGGUGAACCACAGUGCCGGCUCUGCCCCCCGGGACCUGGGGUCGCAGCAAGUGUCCCAGGCCUGUGGAGCUGCUGCCCGCUGA